Solanum stenotomum is the source of this 3210-nucleotide messenger RNA. RefSeq lists its product as uncharacterized. The coding region runs from base 1 to 3210 and encodes 1069 amino acids. Gene Ontology annotation, biological process: regulation of gene expression. Gene Ontology annotation, cellular component: peroxisome. Gene Ontology annotation, molecular function: RNA nuclease activity. NCBI's taxonomy places the organism in Eukaryota, Viridiplantae, Streptophyta, Magnoliopsida, Solanales, Solanaceae. The record is from RefSeq and is a predicted model, not a curated record. The transcript has 12 exons.
AUGGCAGGAGACGGAUUGAAGCCUGGUUUUCCCGGUGGAGCAGUGGCGGAAACGCCGUACGCGGCAGCAAAAACGUCUGUGUGGUGGGAUAUAGAAAAUUGUCAGGUGCCCAGGGGAUGUGAUGCCCAUGGAAUCGCUCAGAAUAUAAACAAGGCAUUAAUGAAUAUGAACUAUCAUGGACCAGUCACCAUUUCCGCCUAUGGAGACAGCAAUGGCAUUCCCUCCUUCAUUCAACGUGCCCUCUCUAAUACUGGAAUCGCUCUCAAUCACGUCCCCGCCGGGGUUAAGGAUGCUAGUGAUAAGAAGAUUUUAGUGGAUAUGCUAUUUUGGGCAGUGGACAAUCCUGCACCUGCCAAUUAUAUGCUCAUUUCAGGAAGCGCGGAUUUCUCUUAUGCCAUUCAUCAGUUACGGAUGAGGAGAUAUAACAUUCUUCUAGCACAACCUUUUAAUAAUGCUUCUCCCGCUCUUGCUGCUGCUGCAACGAAUGUGUGGCAAUGGACAACCCUUGCUGCUGGAAAAUCUCAACGAGAACUUGCUUUUCGUAAUACCAACACAUUACGUCAAUAUUAUAUACCGAUUCCAAUUUCUAAACCUACAUCAGCAAACCAACCUGCUUAUUCCAAUGCCAAUGCUAAUACUUCCAAAGCCCAAAGUUUAUAUAAUCCUGGACGUUAUUUUGAUACUCCUAAAACUAUUUACGUACCUAAGAACUCGAAUCAACUGACUACGACCAGCAUGUCAGGUACGCCAGCUAUAGUUGAAGAAGCUAGUAGCAGCAAUUACCCACGCGCACCAGAUGUUGCACCAGUGCUGUUUGCACCACAUCUUUUUUUCACGAAGUCUGAUAGAUCAGAGAAGCACAACAGUAAAAUUGAAGAAAUAAGUAGCAGCUGUUGCCCACACUCACCAACGGUUGAACCACAUCUUUUGUUUGCGAAGUCUGAUAGUUCAAAUUUUGGUGCUGAUUUUUGGUGGUUGGUGCUGCUGUUUGUGCAGCAGUUUGGUGACGUUUUUGGAGCUCUCAAAAAAGUGAUAGCGGGAGCAGUUCAAAUUCAGCCUCUGCAAGUGUCAAGAGCGAUAGCCGGAGACGGAUUGAUGCCGGGUUUUUCCCGCGAAACAGCGGCAGAAUCGCCGUAUGCGGCAGCAAAAACGUCGGUGUGGUGGGAUAUAGAAAAUUGUCAGGUGCCCAGGGGAUGUGACGCCCAUGGAAUCGCUCAGAAUAUAAACGCGGCAUUGAUGAAGAUGAACUAUCAUGGACCAGUCACCAUUUCCGCCUAUGGUGACACCAAUAUCAUUCCCUCGUCCAUUCAAGGAGCCCUCUCUACUACUGGAAUCAGCCUCAAUCACGUCCCAGCCGUGACUAAGGAUGCUAGUGAUAAGAAAAUUUUGGUGGAUAUGAUAUUUUGGGCAGUGGACAAUCCUGCACCUGCCAAUUAUUUGCUCAUUUCAGGAGAUGGGGAUUUCUCCAAUGCCAUUCAUCAGUUGCGGAUGAGGAAAUAUAAUAUUCUUCUAGCACAACCUGUUUAUGCUUCUCCUGCUCUUGCUGUGGCUGCCACAAAUGUGUGGCAAUGGACAAGCCUUGCUGCUGGAGGAUCUCCACGAGGACUUCCUUUUCGUACCAAUACAUUACCUCAAAAUUAUAUACCAACUCCAAUUUCUAAACCUAUAUCAGCGAACCAACCUGAUUAUUCCAAUACCAAUACCAAUGCUAAUGCUUCCAGGGCCCAAAGUUUAUCUAAUCCUGGAUGCUAUUUUGAUACAAAAACUAAAGCUAUUUAUGUACCUAAGAACUCCAAUCAACUGACUAUGACCGGCAUGUCAAGUAGACCAGCUAUAGUUGAAGAAACUAGUAGCAGCUAUUGCCCACGCGCACCAGUGCAGUUUGUACCACAUCUCUUUUUCACAAAGUGUGAUAGUUCAGAGAACCACAACAGUAAAUUCAUAGAAAAUAAGCCUGCUCAGCGUACUCAACUCCAACCUUUUCUCAUUCCAGACAACUUUGUGAAAUUGAACUCUUGCCAGGACAAUUUGCGACCUCCUCUUCAACGACCUGAAGGUAGGGGUGAUUUAUGUGGUUCUAUGAACAAGGGUGAUAUACGUCCUGAGUUUUCCUUCCUUCCACCCUCAUCGGGUGUUUCUAAAUCUGUCUGUGGUAAUUUAGAUUUGGAUCUCCAGCUGCCUGAACACAUUCAAAGUUUUAUAAGGGUCAUAUUUAAUUCGUUGAACACUUUGAGGUUCGAGAAGAUUUUGCCUACCAAAGAAAACCUUGGUUAUUGUAUACGUUAUAGUAACCCUGAAUAUCGUCAUACUGAUGUUACAGUAGCCUUAAAUACUGCACUAGAGCAACAGAUGAUAUUAAAGUUAGGACUAGUUAAUUUUGAGCUAUAUGUUGGUAGGACUGCAAGGAUUUGGAAAUGUGUGAAUCCACGUGGUGGCAAUCCUAACCAUUAUAAGGAUGCAACUUGGAAUGCGAUUGAGGAAUUUCUUUGUUCAACUGUUGGACAUUCAGCGAUAGCAGCAUCUGAAUGCAGGUAUGAAGCCGCUUUGAUUCUUAGAAAUGCAUGCCUCAAAAGCCUCACAUUGGCUGAAGUACUUCAAAUCCUGAAUAUGAUUAUCACUCUGAAGGGUUGGAUCAAAACUCACUCUGAGUGGCAACCAAUUACUAUCACUCUUCCAACAACUAAUAAUCAUGAUAAGGAUACCAGAACAGCAUUAUGUGGUGUUGUGAUGUAUUACUACUUGAAGAUUAAGGAUGUUCGAGCUGAGCUUAAGAUGGAGAAGAAGUCAUCCGAUCUAACUGAGAGGAUUUUGAAUUGUGAGAAUCCAAUUGAUGGCAAGCCUAACAAGUAUCAGGAUGCAACUUGGAAUGUUAUUGAGAAAUUCCUUUGUUCAACUGUUGGAAGUUCAGCAAUAGCAGCAUCUGAAUGCAGGUAUGAAGUCGCUUUGAUUCUUAGAAACGCAUGCCUUAAAGACCUUACAUUUGGUGUAUCCUUUAUUCGUCUUGUUUUUUUAUUAAAAAAAGAUGGAAAACGCGCAGUAACAAAAAGUGAAAGUGGGAGCAGUUCAAAUCAGGCUGUGCAAGUGCCAAGUGCGAUGGCCGGAGACGGAUUGAAGCCGGGUUUUCCCGGUGGAGCAGUGGCGGGACCUCAAUACACGGCAACAAAAACGUCGGUGUGGUGGGAUAUAGAAAAUUGUCAGGUACCCAGGUGA